Molecule: messenger RNA, 1707 nt
Organism: Ahaetulla prasina
Lineage: Eukaryota; Metazoa; Chordata; Lepidosauria; Squamata; Colubridae
Gene: ACYP2
Product: acylphosphatase 2
Exons: 5
Coding region: 93-386 (97 amino acids)
Molecular function (GO): acylphosphatase activity
Source: RefSeq, a predicted model, not a curated record
CUGGCUGAGUUUCCGCGUUAGUCUGAUCAGCGCUUGCUCGUUCUCAAUACUUUUCUACCGUGAGUGACUCUUCUCCUUUUCCUGCAACCAUUAUGUCCCGGAUCCUCAAAUCGGUGGAUUACGAGGUAUUCGGCCGGGUUCAAGGGGUUUGUUUCAGAAUGUACACAGAGGAUAAAGCUAGGAAAGUGGGUAUAGUUGGCUGGGUUAAAAAUACCAGACAAGGAACAGUUACUGGACAAGUGCAGGGUCCAGAAGAGAAAGUGAAUGAGAUGAAAGCUUGGCUGACCAGCGUUGGAAGUCCUAGCUCACGUAUUGACCGGACAAAUUUUUCUAAUGAAAAGGAAAUCUCAAAACUUGAAUUCUCUGGAUUCACCACCAGAUACUAAAAAAACAAAUCAUAGAAUUACCUUAUUUCUCCCAUUGCAUCAAAAUUUCUGGGUCUCCCUAAAGCAAAUUAGGAAAACGUGACAAGGCUCAUAUUUACAUUCUGGUCAAAUGUUUAUAUGAUAAAGCAAAGCAGAAGAGCAGAUGGUCAAAGUAAUCUGAAAUCAAGAAACGGCUUCUUGCAGAGGUGUGAGCUCUGACCACUUGCCGUGAUACCAACCUCUGACGUCCCCCAGCUUAGGAAAUACUUAAAUGUGUCCAGUGAAAGGAAAAUAACAUAUGAGAACAUUAUUUUUUGAGCAUAUGUGAGCCAAGUGAGAAGAGCUUUUCCGGGUUGCUUCUUUUGUGUUAUUCUCAGUGUGCUAAUGGAAAAAAAGAUGGCUAUUUAUUUCUACGGAGAUGAAAGGAACAUUUUCCAUGGCAUUGUAUAUGAUCAUUGACUCUAGGUUUGCACUUUCAAAUAUCAAAGCAGAAUAGAAUAACAAUGGAUCUUCUAUUUUCACUUCUGCCAACAAUAUUGGCAAACUGCAAAUAUGCAAAAUUACUGACAUUUAUAUGUAUCAUCUAAGCAGGCAUUCCCAGGAAACUAUUGAUCUGAGUCAUUAAUAAAGCAUGAAUUCAUUGCUAAUUCAAAUGGGCACUUGAAAAGGCCUGCCAUGUGUAUGAAAAAAGAGUAUUUUUUUCCACAACCAGAUUAAUUUUCAUUGGAUCUUUUAUUCAAGUUCUUGCCUGCUUAGUAAGUUGUUAUAAUUCCAAACACACACGGCUUUUGUGAUCCUCUACAAACAUCCUUUGUUAAACUCCUUAAGGACAACCCUUGUAAAUCUGAAAUACAAAAUGGCAAAGAUCAAGUGUAGGUCUUGUUCAUUAGCCAGAAUAUCUUUCUGAUGGGAACCAGUCUGUGUUUUCUUUUGGGCCAUGAUGAAUAUGAACACUAAUUCUCAAAAAAGUUUUUUUGCUUAUUCUGUUGCUUAAUAUGUUAAAGAAAUAAAAAGAUAAUGUAAGAUUUGUCCAGAAUCUCAUGGGUAUCUCUGUGUUUCAAAUGUUAGGUAAAACACACAGGAAAAUUAUUUUAUGGAUUUCAUUAUUUUUUUUGCUUUUCAUGUUUGUGUAUUUAAACCUAUAAUUAUCUGAGCAAACUUUCAAAACCAAUGAAUCAGAAAUUCUAGUACAGUAUCUCCCAGUAUAAUAUAUGACUUCCAUCCAGUAUAACCAGAGUCAGCAAUAUGUGGGAAACUGCUCUCCUGAUGCUAAAAGGUUUUCAGAAAAUAUGGUCAGGGGAUCAGUGGAGUAAAUAUUUCUAAACUGAUGUGAAGUGCUAGA